ACAACAACAACAACAACAACAACAAAACAACAGCUAUUUGAAAUAUUGAAAAAUAAUUGUUUUAUUAUCAUUAACAAAAGGAUGUGUGGAUGAAUGUAUCACCAACAGUUGUCUCGACGUCAACGUUUAACGCUGUAUUUUUUAUUUGUAUUUUGACAUUUUUUAUGUCGGGCCUCUGAAACAAGAUGGUGAUAUAUCAUUAUCACACUAUUGCUACAAUAAACAAUUCAUAUUUUAUCGACAGAACGUCUUAGGAAAGUCAUCCAGAAUUUGAAACUAUAAACGAGCAAUCAUGGAUAUGAAAAUGUGUUUCCUUCUGUUUGUCGUGUAUACAGGUUGCUGGACACUUGAGCACUCGCCACAACAGCCAAGGGCGUGGAACCUUAACCGUGACCCCCAGGACCAGCGCCCGGCCUUCUUGGAGCAGGACGCUGAGUCAAGCGUUGGCCAUGGCCACCUGCCGACGGACGUAUACGGCUGUCCGGAAGCAUGUACCAUGGAGCUACGGUCCGUCUGCGGAAGUGACGGACAGACGUACGACAACUUAUGUCUCCUAAACGUCGCCGCGUGCAAAAUGAGGAGGAGGCUGUUUGUGGAGAAGAAUGGAAGGUGUUAGCCGCUCUGACUUUCUUUGUGACUAAACGUGUAUUAUACAUUUAUAAUCUUAUACAAUGUACAUGCAUAUACAGUUUCGUGUACAUUUUAUGAGGAUUACCAUAAACAAUGAAGAUUCA
Molecule: messenger RNA, 734 nt
Organism: Mya arenaria
Lineage: Eukaryota; Metazoa; Mollusca; Bivalvia; Myida; Myidae
Product: turripeptide Gsg9.2-like
Exons: 4
Coding region: 293-616 (107 amino acids)
Biological process (GO): cell differentiation; multicellular organism development
Molecular function (GO): protein binding
Source: RefSeq, a predicted model, not a curated record